This is a messenger RNA of Cyprinodon tularosa, 1853 nucleotides long. Its product is annotated as bromodomain-containing protein 3-like. Gene Ontology annotation, biological process: regulation of DNA-templated transcription; chromatin remodeling. The transcript has 9 exons. Gene Ontology annotation, cellular component: chromatin; nucleus. Bases 93 to 1592 code for a protein of 499 amino acids. NCBI's taxonomy places the organism in Eukaryota, Metazoa, Chordata, Actinopteri, Cyprinodontiformes, Cyprinodontidae. The record is from RefSeq and is a predicted model, not a curated record.
GGUUGGCAGCUUGUGACCACAUUCUCUUUCGUGUGGUAUGAAAACUCUGCACAAACCAGGCUGCCCAGCCAACGCAAGAUAACAACAACAUCAUGUCGGCGGACACCGAGCCAGAUCCUAAAGUGUUUGUGAACCCUCCUCCCCCUGAGGUGACCAAUCCCAACAAGCCUGGCCGACUGACCAACCAACUGCGGUACAUGCAGAAAGUGGUGGUCAAAGCGCUGUGGCGGCACCAGUUCGCUUGGCCUUUCUACCAGCCAGUUGAUGCAGUUGGUCUUGGACUUUCAGAUUAUCACGAGGUAAUAACAUCUCCCAUGGAUUUGGGCACCAUUAAAAAACGACUGGAGAAUAACUACUACAGGAGUUCAAGCGAAUGCCUGCAGGACUUCAACACUAUGUUCACCAACUGUUACAUAUAUAACAAGCCUACAGAUGACAUUGUGUUGAUGGCUCUCGCUUUGGAAAAGAUUUUCUUGCAAAAAGUUUCCCAGAUGCCUCAGAAAGAAGAGGAGAUUAUUCAGCCUGCAGGGAGAGGGAGAGGCAAAAACAUCACCCCUUCAGGUAAAAGGAUGAGAGGUGACAGUGUGACCAAAACAAUCAGUCCUCUAAGCAGAAACUUUGAAAAAAAGGAGGAGCCACAAAAAACCGUAGAGGUGGGAGGUCUGAAGGAACAGCUGAAGUACUGCAGCGACAUCUUAAAGGAAUUGUUGUCGAAAAAACAUUCAGCGUAUGCGUGGCCGUUCUACGAGCCCGUCGACGCCAAAGCUCUGGGACUACAUGAUUACCACAACAUCAUCAAAAACCCCAUGGAUCUCGGCACUGUGAAAAAAAAGAUGGAUGGAGGAGAAUACCAGGAUGAACAUCAAUUUGCUGCAGAUGUCCGCUUAAUUUUUUCCAAUUGCUACAAGUAUAACCCCUCACACCACACUGUUGUGGGCAUGGCCAGAAAGCUUCAGGGAGUGUUUGAGCAGAAGUUUGCAAAGAUGCCAGAAGAACACAUAGAGGUUAUUGCUCCUGGAAGCACCAUCAAGCAGAUUCACAGGUCUGAGUUACGUGAGGAAACCCAGGUUACUCAGGUACAAGAACAGGUAAAGACUAAUGAAGAGCUUGGAGUGAACCUUGAAGACCCUGUUAGUAUUUCCAAACCAAGGAAUGAGAACGACGACAGAGAGAAUGUCAGGGACCUUCCCAAACGGACUUCAACCUUCACCGAUAGGCAUUCAAUGAACCGGGACAAUGAUCGGGAUUCGGGUGACAAAUCCUUGCCAAUGACGUAUCAGGAAAAACAUCAGCUGAGCCUCGACAUUAACCGUCUCCCUGGCAUGAAGCUGGCCCAAGUGGUGAAAAUCAUUGAAACACUGGAGCCCACCAGUUGCAAUUCUGACAUAGAUGAGGUAGAGAUUGACUUUGAGAUAUUGAAGCCAUCUACUCUGCGACAGCUUGAACAAUAUGUCAGAUCCUGCCUGUUCAAGAAGUUCAAAAGAUACCAAAGAAAAUCCUCCCGAAGUACCUCUAAGUACAUCAGCACAAGCAGCAGUUUAUCGGAUUCUGACACAAGUAACUCCACUGACUCCAGUUCAGAAGACCACUGACUUAAUCCUUGUUGCGCAUUUAUUAUUCUUUUUGUGUAAAGUGCUCAAACAUGAUCUUGAAAAGUUUUUUUUUAAUGACUGCCUAACUGGUUUUUUUUAUUUUUGUAAAAAUAUUUUUCCAAAAAAUUAAGAAAUUAAAAAUAUAUGAAUGUUUUAGAUCUACUUUAUAGAAAUGUAAUGUUAAAGUCUAUCUAUGCUUUAACCAUAGAUUAUAUACACUAGAACAAAGUUGUCUGUAGUUCAAGUUUAACUCAACCCAGA